Messenger RNA from Thrips palmi, 2249 nucleotides. Its product is annotated as serine protease Hayan-like. Gene Ontology annotation, molecular function: serine-type endopeptidase activity. NCBI's taxonomy places the organism in Eukaryota, Metazoa, Arthropoda, Insecta, Thysanoptera, Thripidae. The transcript is spliced from 8 exons. The record is from RefSeq and is a predicted model, not a curated record. Bases 107 to 1882 code for a protein of 591 amino acids. Gene Ontology annotation, biological process: proteolysis.
AUGAGUCCAGUCGUUGUCCGGUAGUCAGUUCGCGAACAGCUUCGGUGCACGCCAGGCACCGCAGGGUUCGAGGUUCGUGCCCCCAGGCCCCAGGACGCCGGUCACCAUGGCGACGGUGCGAGUCGGAGGCUGCUUGGCGGUCAUGCUGCUGGCCGUGAGCUUGGCCCAGGGCCAGGGCCGCCAGGGCCAGGUACGCCAGGGCCAGAUCCGCCCGGGACAAUUCCGGCAGAACCAGGCGCAGGCCCCGGAACAGCAACCGGAGGGCCGGUCGCUGGUGGACUGGUACUUCUUUGACGUUAGCAACCUCGACGUGCCCGAGGGACGGUUGGUAUCCGUGCCGCCCGUCGCGCACCACCGCAGCUUCUCGCAUGGCGCGAAGACGGCCUCCAUCGACAGAUCAGACAGGCUGGGCCGGUGCUUCCACCGCGGCACCUCCAGCGAGGGCGUGUGCGCCAACAUGGUGGACUGCGCGUACGCGGCCCGCCAGAUGCAGCACUGGGGGCACGCGGAGAUGUGCGCGGACGGCGCGCUGGUGUGCUGCCCCGGCCUGGCGGCGGACGCCCAGUACACGCAGCACGCCCAGGACGACUUCCCGUCGCCGUCCUGGGACCCCUACACGUUCCAGUACUUCCCGGCGCCUUCCUGCGGCCACCCACACCACCAGCACGACCACCAUGGUGGCCAGCAGCAACAGAACUUCCACCCGGCGCCGCCCAUGCCCCAGGUACCUGUAAGCGCUCCGCCGCAGGACUUCCAGUACUUCGACAACCUGUAUCAGCAAGCUGCGCCGCAGCCCACGCCCGCCCCCGCCCUGCCGCCCGUGGUCCACGCCCCCCACGUCCAGCCCAUGGCUCAGCCCCCCAUGAAGCCCAUGGCUCGACCCCCCGCGAAGCCCAUGGCUCAGCCCCCCACGAAGCCCAUGUCUCGACCCCCCAUGAAGCCGAUGGCUCAGCCCCCCAUGAAGGCCCCCACGCCGGAGCCGCUAGUGCCGCUCAUCGACGCUGCCACCCCGGCCGGCAAGCAGCCGGGCGACGUCGCCAGAAAGAAGUGCGUCGAGUACGAGAAGUACGCCCCCACGGUGCGCUUCGGCCCGGACAAGGACUGCAUCCCCAACCACACCUACCCCAUCGGCGGCAACCCCGCGCUGCCCAGGGAGUUCCCCCACUUCGCGCAACUGGGCUCCGGGGACCGUGGUGAUAUCCAGUGGUUCUGCGGCGGCGCCCUCAUCGCCCCCAGCUGGAUCGUGACCGCGGCGCACUGCCUGUACAGCGGCAGCAGGAAGGUCCAGUGGGUGCGCCUGGGUGACCUUGAGCCGGAGUCCGACGAGGACGACUCGAACCCGCAGAUCAUCGCGGUGGCGCAAGCGGUGCGGCACCCCGACUACAAGGUCCCCGAGGUGUACAACGACAUUGCCCUGCUGCGCCUGGCGCGCGAGCCCGACAUGAGCACGCCGCACGUGCGGCCCGCCUGCCUGCAGGUCGACACCAAGCUCAAGAAGGACAAGCUCAACCUCAUCGGCUUCGGCCUCACGGAAGAGAACGGCGACCCCGCCAAGGCCCUCAUGGAGGUGGCGCUGUGGCGCACGCCCGGCGACAAGUGCAAGGACUUCUUCGAGGGCCCCAUCAACCUGCGCCAGCUUCCGGACGGCCUGCGCGACGAGAGCCAGCUGUGCGCCGGCCUGGACCAGGUCGGCAAGGACGCGUGCCAGGGUGACUCCGGCGGCCCGCUCAACACGCCCUACAGCCCCACGUGCAUGCACGCCAUCCCGGGCAUCACGUCGUUCGGCCAGGGCUGCGGCCGCGGCGCGCCGGGCGUGUACACCAGGGUGUCGCACUACGUGCCCUGGAUAGAGCGCAUCGUGUGGCCCGAGGAGUUCGAGUAGGCCGAAGCCCUGCCGCCAGACCGACGCCGCGGCACUGUGAGCGUACCGCGUCCCGCAGGCGUCCGCCACCAACCGAACUCAUUUGCAGCCCAACCAGCCCUAGACUGAAACCAAGUUCCUAUUAGAAACUGCCCCACCCCAUUGCGUUGGUGGCGCAUGCCCCCGGACGUGCGUGCGCUUGCCUGGAGUGCCUGGAGUCGCAGCGAGGCGAGGGACCCUCCAGCGACCCCCGCCUGCGGUGAAAACGUUUGACGAGCAGCCAACUAAUGCUGUGUAUGAUUACUGCAAUUAUUUGUAUCCUCUUUCGAAGCCAUCCUCUGAGUCUGAGCAAUUGCAAGUCGUCAAAUAAAGAGAGAAUCCUCCCACA